UUUCCUCGCUCCUCGUUCCUUGCACGCGAAAUGUCCUCCGCUCCUGCCUUCAAGCCAUUCAACCUCGCUCUCAUACAGCUUGGCCAGGUCGGCACCGACAAAGACGAGAACCUCAGACAUGCCAGAGAGAUGAUCUCAAGAGCAGUCACCGGUGAUGGUGACGCACAUCCCAGACCAGACCUUGUCGUACUGCCCGAAUGCUUCAAUUCUCUUUAUGGCCACCUUCACUUUCCAGUAUAUGCCGAGACGAUUCGGUUCACGCCUGACAAACCGUACGACAUUGCCUCAUCUGAAAGCCAGACCGUAAAGAUGCUGUCAGCUGCCGCCAAGGAAGAGGGUGUCUGGCUUCUUGGAGGCUCCAUACCUGAACGGGAUGCGGGAACAGGGAAGCUGUACAAUACUGCGACUGUCUAUUCGCCCCAAGGAGAACUUGUCGCUACCCAUCGCAAGGUCCACUUGUUCGAUAUCGAUAUACCUGGGAAGAUCAAGUUCAAGGAAAGCGAGACGCUCAGUGCAGGAAAUACCCUCAACUAUUUCGAUACGGACUUCGCGCGUAUCGGACUCGGGAUCUGUUAUGACGUUCGCUUCCCGGAGCUGGCUAUGACUGCAGCUCGCCAAGGCUGUCAGGUGUUGAUAUAUCCCAGCGCUUUCAACACGACGACGGGACCUCUGCACUGGGAGUUGCUCCAACGGGCACGAGCGGUCGACAACCAAGUAUUCUUCUCGAUGUGUAGCCCGGCGCGGGAUUUGAAGCAGAGCUACCACGCGUGGGGCCACUCUAUGGUCGUUGAUCCAAUGGGGACAGUGAUUGCGGAGGCGGGCGACGAAGAGGCCAUCGUGUUCGCGCAGAUCGAUCCGAAAGUGCUCCAAGACGCGCGGGCGGGGAUUCCGGUGACGACGCAGAGGCGGUUCGAUGUGUAUCCGGACGUGAGCAAAAGAGUAUUGUAGUGUAUGUGAAUGACAUGGCCAGUGUGCUGAGUACAAGACAAAC
Molecule: messenger RNA, 991 nt
Organism: Dichomitus squalens LYAD-421 SS1
Lineage: Eukaryota; Fungi; Basidiomycota; Agaricomycetes; Polyporales; Polyporaceae
Product: carbon-nitrogen hydrolase
Exons: 12
Coding region: 31-948 (305 amino acids)
Biological process (GO): oxaloacetate metabolic process; L-glutamine metabolic process
Cellular component (GO): mitochondrion
Molecular function (GO): omega-amidase activity
Source: RefSeq, a predicted model, not a curated record